Molecule: messenger RNA, 2351 nt
Organism: Drosophila busckii
Lineage: Eukaryota; Metazoa; Arthropoda; Insecta; Diptera; Drosophilidae
Product: polycomb protein esc
Exons: 3
Coding region: 479-1756 (425 amino acids)
Biological process (GO): negative regulation of transcription by RNA polymerase II
Cellular component (GO): ESC/E(Z) complex
Molecular function (GO): nucleosome binding; protein binding
Source: RefSeq, a predicted model, not a curated record
AUCUUAGCAGUCUAAGCGCGCCAAAGCAAGUUAAGUUGGCUGCGCUUGCGCUAACUAACAGCUAGCAGCUAACAUUUGCUAUUAAAGCUAUCGAGCAUGUUAAGUUAGCAGCGCGCGAGGAGACUAACAUUUGCUGUUAAAACUAUCGAGCAUGCUAAGUUUGCAGCGCUUGCGCUAGCAUUUCCAAUCGAGCAAUAUCUAUCGAGCGAUUAACAUGCGCUGUUAACUGAUCGUAAACAGCUGUCGGCUGCUGUAGAAAAAAAAGGCGCUCUAUAGAAAGCUGCGUGCGCGCAUAGAAUUUUGUUAAAUAAAUAAACAAUUGUUGCAGCUGAUUAAUAAAACAAACAAUUGUGCUUAAUAAUCAUAAAAAGUGUAUUUAAUAGCGCUGCAUUAAAUACAAAGUCUGUUUGAUCGCGUGCUUGUGUUCUUUGUGUGGAAAUUUGUGUUUUGUUUAUAAGUUUAUAACAAAGUGCGCGAAAUGAGCAAUGACAAAGUGAAAACAGUGCCAGAAGCUGAAGAAUCGGACGAAUCCUGUGACGAGUCGGCCAGUUAUACGACCAACAGCACCACAUCGCGCAGCAAAUCGCCGGCAAGCAGCAGCACGCGCAGCAAGCGUCGCGGUCGGCGCAGCAACAAAUCAAAGCUGCGCAGCGGUGCUGCCUACAAAUAUGACACACAUGUAAGGGAAAAUCAUGGCGCAAAUAUAUUUGGUGUAACCUUUAAUACGCUGCUGGGCAAGGAUGAGCCACAGGUGUUUGCCACAGCGGGCAGCAAUCGCUGCACUGUCUACGAAUGUCCACGCAAGGGCGGACUAACGCUGCUGCAUUGCUAUGCGGAUCCAGAUCCGGAUGAGGUAUUCUAUACAUGCGCCUGGUCAUACGAUCUGAAGACGUCGGCGCCACUGCUGGCAGCAGCGGGUUAUCGUGGCGUCAUACGUGUCAUAGACAUAGAACAAAACGAGGCUGUGGGCAAUUACAUUGGACAUGGUCAGGCUAUUAAUGAGCUAAAGUUUCAUCCGCAUAAGCUGCAGCUGCUGCUCUCGGGCAGCAAGGAUCAUGCCAUACGACUGUGGAAUAUACAAAGUCAUGUGUGCAUUGCUAUUUUCGGCGGCGUCGAAGGACAUCGCGAUGAGGUGCUGUCCAUAGAUUUUAAUAUGCGUGGCGAUCGCAUUGUUAGCUCCGGCAUGGAUCAUUCGCUCAAGCUGUGGUGCUUGAAUACGCCGGAAUUUCAGCACAAGAUUGAGCUCUCGCAUACGUUUAGUCAGGAGAAGUCAACGCUGCCGUUUCCAACAAUAACCAAACACUUUCCGGACUUUUCAACGCGCGACAUACAUCGCAACUAUGUGGACUGUGUGCAGUGGUUUGGCAACUUUGUGCUCUCCAAGAGCUGUGAGAACGCCAUUGUCUGCUGGAAGCCCGGACAGCUGCAUCAGAGCUUCGAUCAGGUCAAGCCCAGCGAUUCAUCCUGCACCAUCAUUGCCGAGUUUGAAUACGACGAGUGCGAAAUUUGGUUUGUGCGCUUCGGUUUCAAUCCAUGGCAAAAGGUCAUUGCCUUGGGCAAUCAGCAGGGCAAGGUGUAUGUAUGGGAAAUGGAUCCUUCCGAUCCGGAGGGCGCGCAUAUGACUACGCUGCAUAAUUCACGCAGCGUUGCCACCGUGCGGCAAAUUGCCUUUUCGAGAGAUGCCAGUGUGCUGGUUUAUGUUUGCGAUGAUGCCACCGUCUGGCGCUGGAAUCGACGCACUGCAGCGGCCAUUUAGAGCGCGCGCGUCGAACCAAAUCUCAUGUGGCCAAAAUUAACAAAAGCAUUUGCUUAGCUUAGUUUUAGUUAAGACAAACAAUUGUAAAAUUAGUUUAAGAAUAAUUUCUAAUGCGUAUUAAAUUUUAAAAUUGUAUAAAUCCAUUGCAAUUUAAAGUGCAAGGUGAAUGGCACCGUUUGCUCCUUGGGGCAACUCAAAUCAUUGCAAUUGAACAACAUUUGUAUGCAUUGGCUGCAGCCAAAAGGACACUCACGGGAAUCCCUUGGAUGAGUAAAAUAAAUGCGACCAAAUUGAAACUGACAACACACAGAGCCUCGACGACCGCAACUGCUGCAGCGGCUAAGCCAAGCCAAUUCAGCUAGAGCCAUGAAAGCUCCCAGCAGACUGAUUAAGUCAACAGCAGAAGCAAAUAAGGGCAUGGGAGCUGCAGACGUAGAGCAAAGCAAAGCAAUGAAGCUAUUUAUGCUCUUGAGAAGAUGGCAACUAAUUUAAAGUGGCGCACAGUGGCCAAAAAUAAUUAAAGUAAAUUGCAAAAUAUAUUUUUACAAAAUUAUAUUGAAUAGUUAUUAUUAAAGCAGCCAAGUAUACGCGCACA